AUGGAGAGUGAAACGACUAGAUUUAACAAGAAAAAUCGCAAAAAUAAGGUAAAGCGGCAGACUUGACACAAAGUUAUACUUGCGUCAACCCUUUUCAUUUUGUUAUUUUACAGAAUUUUGUUGAAAAUAUUUUGCAAUACCAAGUUUAAAGGUCUAAAAUACGAUUUACUGGCUUAUUGCUGUUGUAAAUAACAGCAUUUAUAUUACAGAUUAUAUUGUAAAGUAAUUUUAUUUUAUGUUUUAACGAUUUUAAGGUAUAAUCUGUGAAUUUCAGCCAGUUGAACACGUUUUGGCUUGUCCUUUGGGUUUGGUAGCAGUAAGUCACUGCUUUUAUUGUGCUCACAUAUUCAAAAUUUAAUUACAGUGUCGGCUGAACCUUUUUCACAUUGUUUUGAGGUUGAAUUUGGUGAAAGGAUCGUUGAUUUCUCGCCAUACAUCAGUUUUCGUGGAGCAUACUUCAAGGAAGUUGGUUGAUAACUUAAGAAAUUGUAAGUUUUUUUGAUUUCUUAAUAUUUGAUGUUUAGGUUUCUGCUUUGGGAUAGUGAAGAAGGGUUUUUUGCGUUGAGUUAGUCUUAAUUCUAUUACUAAAAUAGUAUUUUAGAAGGAAACAUUUGAACAUGGGUUACAGUCCGUCACGAUCAGUCAGAAGUCGUUCCAAAGAUUGUCAUAGAAGUCGACAUCAUGACGAAAGAAGACCAGAUGGCGAUCGAAAACGAGAUUCAUCUAAAGAUAUGGACAGGAGACGGGAUUCAGAAUCUGAUAGAAGGCGAGGUGGAUCAAGAGAUAGAAGAAGAGAUGCUGUUAAAGAUGUUAGAGAUAGGAAGGAUCGUCGAGAUUCUCGAAAACGAAGUUUGGAGAGGAAAAGCCGUAGAGAUGAUGAUCGACGACGAAAAGAUGGCAAAAGUGAAAGAAAACAUAAGAGAAAACGAAGAGACGAGACGUCAGCUGAAAGGAGAGAGCGAAAGGCGGAAAAGAAGAAGAGAAAGGUGAGGAUUUUACUCAAAUUUUGAUGUUUUGGGCCAUUUUUCUUAUAUUCACAUACGUUUUUGUCAUUGAAUUAACUUUUUCCAAUUUUAGGAGCAAAAGAAGGCUGAAAAACUAGCAAAGAAAGCAGAACAAGAUGCUGCAAUCGAAGACAUCAAUCUAGAUUCAGAUGAAGAAGACGUGGAAGCUAGAAGGAUAGAAGAAGCCAGAAAACGACGUCAGAAGCUGAUGGAAGAGUUGUCAAAGAAGGAGAACGAGGUCCAGAAUGAUGACAAGUCUAGCCAAAAGUCACUAAAGGAAGCUGGAGAACAAAUUUCAUCAGAUUCAUCGUCAGACUCUUCCUCAUCUUCAGAAGACGAAGCUGAUCGUCUGAUUGAUGAAGCCAGAGAUGUUUUGAAGGCCGGCUACAGAAACGAUGACUCUCCAGCAAGAUCCGAGACUUCGGACGAUCGUACUGCAGCUUCUUCACCUUCAUAUUGCAAUGAGAGGGUUACUGAUAGUCCAUCAGACUUUUUGAAUGAUUUGAAUGAAAAACAUAUCAAUGUCAAAGUUAAGAUUGUAAGUUGUGACUUUUUUCGCAUUUAAUUGGCAAGAACUGUCUUUGUAUAAAAAAAUGGCAAGAACUUUUUUAAAAACUAAAAAAUGGCAAGAAAUUUCUUUACAAAACCAGAAAUGUCAAGAACUUUGUUUACAAAACAAAAAAUGGCAAGAACUUACUUUACAACACUAAAAAUGGCAAGAACUUUUUUUACAAAACAAAAACUUCUUUUCAUUGUAUAACUUGUCACUUGCAGCCUGCGCAGCUGAUAAAUAAUUUUUUAAUUAAAAAUGGCAAUAUAUUCUUUACAGAAGUAAAAAAUAUUAAAAAAGGUCGUCAUUAUGACUAAAUUUUUAAGCUUGUUGCAAUUUUUAAAAAAUUUUUAGAUAUUUUUUGAAUUCUUCAAAAUUUUUAUAGAUAUUUUCGUAUUUUUCUUUGAAAAACAUGAAAUUCAUAAGAUCAAAACGACGUCAUAAUGUAAAAGUUGUUGCCUUGUCUUUUUUUUCAAUUUACUUACAGAUUUUUUGGAAAAAUUUUGUAAAAUGAACUGUUUACCUAAACGUAUAGGUUAUACAACAAUAUUAAAAAAAAACGGAGGUGUUCAAAGGUUUGACGUUGUGUUUGUGCUCUUACUUUGAUCAAUUUUGUUUUAUUUCCUUGUUUUUUUUAAAUGUAACAAUAGGAAGUAAUUAAAGUUUAGAGUUUAAAAUUUUUAUUGUGUGGUGGUUUUUUUAGAGGGGAGGGGUGGAAAAAAAUUUUUUUAAGUUUUGAAGGAACGGAUUUUUUAAAAGUUUUUGGAAUUUUUUUGCUGGGGUGGUAAUUUUUUUUUGGCAGGGGGGGGGGAGGGGGUGGUGAAAUAUUUUUAAAAAUUUUGAAAAAAUGAUUUUUUUUUCAAUUUUGAAAAUUUUUUACAAAAAUAUGUUUGAUAAUGUCCCAAUCUUUCAGCACGACGCCAACGGCGAUAGCCUAGAGGGAAGUCGAAACGAACACCUCGAGAAACUCAUCCAACAACAGCAAGAGCGCGUUUCGGCCGAAGAGGAACGCAAACGCGUCGAACAUGAGAAGCAGCAGGAAGCGAAGAAAGCCGACACCUUUGAUAUGUUUGCCGAGGAAGCGCCCAUCGAGGUGGGUUACAAUCGAAUAUUAAAAUUUAUGAGGGAAUUUUGA
Bursaphelenchus okinawaensis is the source of this 2689-nucleotide messenger RNA. NCBI's taxonomy places the organism in Eukaryota, Metazoa, Nematoda, Chromadorea, Rhabditida, Aphelenchoididae. The record is from the annotation of a GenBank genome assembly.